This is a messenger RNA of Coregonus sp. 'balchen', 1992 nucleotides long. The record is from the annotation of a GenBank genome assembly. NCBI's taxonomy places the organism in Eukaryota, Metazoa, Chordata, Actinopteri, Salmoniformes, Salmonidae.
GAUAUCCAGAAACAAAGAAACGGAUGUCAGACGGCCGCAAGUUUGAAGCUGUCAAAUGGUUAUAUUUUACCUGAAGGUAAAAUGACUCCAAACACACUUUUUGUAGGAGGAAUCGACAUGAAGGUGAGUAGCUAAAAUCAUUUCCAAACGUAUUCGGCUACAUCUUCAUAAUCUAACUUGCUCAUAUUGUCCUUUUCUAGGUGGAUGAGAACGAAAUCCGGGACUUCUUUGCGAGAUUUGGUGCCGUGAAGGAAGUGAAAAUCAUCACUUACCGUGGAGGUAUCUGCAAAGGGUAAGUCCCAAAUUAGUAGGCUCUACCUUUAGUCAAGAAAAGUGCAUCCCCGAACAUUGUUUUAUGGAACAAUGUCACUCUUUGACUUUUGUGUAGAUAUGGAUUUGUUUACUUCAAUGAAGAUGUCGACAUCCAAACCAUCGUUGAAGUAAGAGUAAUUUAUUUAACAUGGUCACAUCGUAAAUUGAUUCAAGUCUUUCAAACUUUGCCUUCACUCUACUCACAAGCUAAUGUGUUUCGACUUCACCAUGUUUACUCUGUAGCAACAGAUCAGUUUUAAAGGGAGGAAACUCAAACUGGGUCCAGCAAUCAUGAAGGAAAGGAGCUCACGUGAGUCUGUGUUGUUUGUGUGCAUUUUGUCCAUUGAUAUAUCUGAGUCUCAACAUUUUCUUAUGGCUUCUACUCCUUGCCUUUGGUACUCCAUUGCCACAACUGAAGUCUGGGUUGUGGCUAAAUGUGUUCUAGGUCCACUACAUUGCAUCAACCAAUUGUUGCGUGCCAGAUAGACUGUGCAGUCGGCCAUCAAAUUGCUAUAUCAAAUGAUGUGGUUAGCUGAAAUGUUAAACACCUAUCUAGGCAUUGUGAGAUCUGGCAUGCAUCUGCAAUUAUAGUCAGCCUGGAAUGUGGAGGAAUGUUUGUUUAUUGGUUUUCCCCGCCCAGGUUCCAUGCCGUCUCACCUUGUUGGUCAGGCCCCCUGGAUAAGCCCCUCCCAGUACAUCUACUGCACCUGCUGCUAUCCUAUGGGAGGGGGCAUGGCUCAGCCUUCACCUGUACUCAAUGGGGGCAAUCCCUACAUCCAGGUAAGGCACUGUCAUCAUCCCAAAGCCACUGUGUGUGUCCUAAAUGGCACCCUAUUCCCUAUAAAGUGCACUACUUUUGACCAGGGCCCAGGGUGCCAUUUGGGACACAGGGUCUGUGUUGCAAGAUGGGCUUGAAUCAGUUCACACUUUAGGACUAACAGUGGUCCCAAAAGUGCACCAACCCCACCCAGCACACCAGGGCCACGUACAGUAGGCAAACAUUGUGGAACGUUGCAGGUAGAAUUGUCAUGAAUAGAGCUGACUACAUAUCAAAGGCAUGUGUUUUCUACAUAAGGUUCCACAACGUUGUGCUCUGCUGAACAUGGCCCAAUUACACCAGAUUGACAGUUGACUAUCUUAGAUGUUAUACUGAGGGAAGACACUUUGCAUACAUCUACCUUUGACACUGCCGUUUUCUCCUUCCUCUCUUCUCAGCCUUACUCGUACAACGGCUUUCCAGGAGUCAUGAUGCCACAGAUGCCCAUGAGCUACUCGCAAACUGCUUACGCAUACCAGGUAAACAAACACACACACACACACACACACUCAUGCAGGCAGAGGGGGGAAUAACGUAUUCAUUGAAUAAAUGUAUCGUUCCCUGGAGAACUCCUAGUGGCAUUUGGUAUGAAAACAUGCACUACAACAUGACACAUUCCGCAUCAACACAAAUCCAAACUAAUAUACAUGGGUGAAAUGCUAGAGAUCACACACACAUCUGCUUUCAUAUUAUACCAUAGCAUGAUGAACACACUCUCACCUGUUCCUCUCCACAUAUAUAACCUAUUGAGGAAAAGAAGGAAGCAUGUUAGACAUGUAUGUCUGAUCUUUGACCCCUGCGCUCCUCUCCCAGUACGCCUCUCCACACUGGAGCGGGGAGCAGAGGACACGGCUCGUCAACCA